AUGAAAGAGAUAGAUUACGAAUGCAUCAUCGAAAUAGUAACGGAGACAGCAGACGAUAUAUAUUUGCUGAUAGUGAUUCGUUUCCCUAAUACAAUUGAGGCAAAUUGUGCCAGAAAUAGGAAUGCUUUUACUGUCUUCAAGAAAAACAAAUGUCUCGGUAUUUGCAACUUGACAGGUGACAGGGACGCUAAUUCACCAUACUUCGUAAUUACAAUUAGACCAAGAAUACGAUUUCGUUACAUAAGCAAUAGCAGUAUUAAUUCAGAUAUGGACGCUAACUUCUAUCAAGUUACAGCAACUGCAGCUCGUAAACAACCCUCGAACGGUUGCAAUAGCAAGAACGAGACUGUAUGCGAUAUGCAAAGUGAUAAGUAUUGCUUCACCAGCGGAGUUGUUUGUGACGGAAUCAAGAAUUGUGGCGUAUCAGAUUGGUACGACGAAAGGAAAUCUGAAUGUGAAACACCGUCAGAACACAUUGGUUAUGCUCCUGUGGUCGCCGUGGUGGCGGUGAUCAUAUGUGUUGUGCUCGCAGCCAGCCACUGUAUGCUGCGCUACCUUCCAAUGGCAGCCAACUCAUUCUUCAUAUUCAACGCGAACGAAGACAACAGACUAUGCAUAGACACUGUAUUCAAACAUCCGGAUUAUCCUCAGGACAACAUCGAUAAUAUCAAGAAGACGUCCAUUAUACCGGUGUCGAGUUCUUCAAAUGAAGACUCUAUGGACCAACAAGUUGUUAAUAACGAAACCAUCGAUGUAACAUUAAAAAAGAUUGAAUUGCAAUCUCCUCCUGAAACUAAGCGCAUCGGGCAUGUUUGCUGCAGCGAACACCGACUGCUUUCACGCAAGUAUGCGCAAAAGAGGAGCCUCCAUGGUGAGCAGGGUUCAGGCCAGCUCCAAUGCCGUCCUGGCUGUGAUUGCUAG
This is a messenger RNA of Diatraea saccharalis (sugarcane borer), 921 nucleotides long. The record is from the annotation of a GenBank genome assembly. NCBI's taxonomy places the organism in Eukaryota, Metazoa, Arthropoda, Insecta, Lepidoptera, Crambidae.